Messenger RNA from Meloidogyne enterolobii, 1137 nucleotides. NCBI's taxonomy places the organism in Eukaryota, Metazoa, Nematoda, Chromadorea, Rhabditida, Meloidogynidae. The record is from the annotation of a GenBank genome assembly.
GACAACAAGCAUAUUUAAAAUUAAGCGGCUAUUUUUUUUAUCUUGUUCCCAUGGGGGAAGACGUUUUACUUCUUACUUUGUACUAUCAACACUCUCCCCACACUUUCUCCCCUCUCAUAAACGUCACUCAAAACAAAUAAUAUUAGUAGACAUUAAUUACAAUUUAGUAAAUAAAAUUUUAAAACAGAUCUCAAAUAGGCUAGAAAAAUUAGAUAAAAAUGCCUUCUAAAGCUUCAGUCAAUUACUACAUAACUUAGGGUUUAAUUAGGGUUAAACACAACCGGUUAUUUUAACAGGUACCCUCAGUUUCAGUUUUUUGAAAUGCGCUAAUUAAAAAUACCCCAGUAUUGCUUUACAAAUGUUUACCUUCACCCAUUUAUUUAUCGAAACAUUCAACUUCCUCAAAAACAAAAAUAUUUAUUUUUUCUGUUCAAAAGCUCAUAUAUUUGUUCAAAAGCUUUUAAAAUUUUAUGUUGUUUUUUCCCACAAAAUUAUUUAAAAAAUUCAAGUCAUUUUUUUCUUACUUAAAGCUUUUUGCUUUUAAAUAUUUCCAUAUUAUUUCCUCGGAUUAUGCGGAAGGAAAUGACCAACUUUUUAAGGACUCGUUGGAAAGUGUUUGGUGGGAACAUAAAAAACAUUAACUUAUAAUAAUGGAAAAUAUGCUUUUUAAUGAAUCGAUGGCGCCAGUCUUCCAUAAAAAUGCCAAGAAAAAUUUUUUUAUUUGGAAACUUAUUUUGCACUUUGCUCUAAAUAUUUUUUUGGUUUUUGCCUUAGACUGAGAUUGAGGUUCAACUAAAAUUGAGUUCAAAAUUGAGCAUGUUUUUUCCUUUGAUUUUCCUUCUAAAAUGCGCCUAAUCUCUCCUCGCGCAUUUUAAACUAUCAAAUGACUUGUUUUUUCCUACAUAAUCGUUGGUCUUUCUAUUUAUAUUUUAUUAUUAAUGUGCAAAAAAUUAUUUUUUGAAUAUUAUUCUCCAUACUCCCUUGAGGCUUAGAAAAAUAUGCCAAAAAUGGGAACCAGGUUUUUUAUUAUUAUUCUUAUCCCUUUUUACCUCUCCUUACGAUUUGUAACGGAUGAGGCUUAUUUUUUAUCCAAAAAUGUAUUCUCUUUAUUUGUAAAUUUCUCCUCGUUUUUAUCUA